This is a messenger RNA of Paramecium pentaurelia, 947 nucleotides long. The record is from the annotation of a GenBank genome assembly. NCBI's taxonomy places the organism in Eukaryota, Ciliophora, Oligohymenophorea, Peniculida, Parameciidae.
AUGAGUGAUUCGAAAGGAUUUCUGCAUUGGCUUUUCUUUAAGAAAUGGCAUCCAGUACCUUCAGUUGGAAGUACAAUAGCAUUGUUUUCAAUAAUUGGUGUGAUUUUUGUAGCUUUGGGAAUAGUGAUAACAGUGAUCAAUAAUCACAUAUAGGAAGUCACAAUAUACAAAUAUGAUCAAAAAUGUUCACCUGUUGAAUAUAAUAAGAAAUGUAGUUUUAUUCAGAAAUUGGAUAACAUGAAAGCACCCAUUUAUUUUUAUUAUGAACUCGAGAAUUUUUAUCAAAAUCAUAGACGGUAUGUGAAAUCAAAAUCAUCUACAUAAUUAUCAGGAGAAGAAAUUUCACUUUCAGAUGCAGAGAAAUAUUGUGACCCCAUCAUUUACAAUAAGGAUCUGGAAGUAUGGUAAUAGGAUGUAUAUAUAACAGAACAAAAUAUUCCUGUUCCAACAGAACGUAAACCAGAUGAUAUUGCCAGUCCUUGUGGAUUAGUGGCAAAGAGUUUCUUUAAUGAUACUUAUGCAUUAAGUUUAUCAGGGAAAAAUAUAGCUUUAAAUUAAACAGGAAUCAGUUGGCCUAAUGAUAAAGGUAAAAAAUAUAAAAGAGUACCUAAUUCUGAGAGUACUUAAUGGAUUGACCCUGAAAAUGAACAUUUCAUCGUUUGGAUGAGAACUGCAGGAUUGCCUACAUUUAGAAAAUUAUGGGGACGCAUAGAAUAAGAUAUAGAAGAAGGAGAUUACACAUUCGAAUUUUAAAAUAAUUACAAUCCUUAAAUGUUUGCAGGAGCCAAGAAUAUUGUACUUUCUACAUCAGGACCAUUUGGUGGAAAGAAUUUAUUUCUUUCAAUUGCCUUUAUUGUUGUAGGUGUAAUUUAAUUGUUGAUAGCUUUGGCAUUUUUAAUUAAAAAAAUAAGAGCUGGAAAUUCAUUUGGUUAAAAAAAUGAAUGAAU